Odontomachus brunneus is the source of this 7549-nucleotide messenger RNA. Its product is annotated as dual 3',5'-cyclic-AMP and -GMP phosphodiesterase 11-like. Gene Ontology annotation, molecular function: 3',5'-cyclic-GMP phosphodiesterase activity; protein binding; 3',5'-cyclic-AMP phosphodiesterase activity. Bases 2424 to 5402 code for a protein of 992 amino acids. Gene Ontology annotation, biological process: signal transduction. Lineage: Eukaryota; Metazoa; Arthropoda; Insecta; Hymenoptera; Formicidae. The transcript is spliced from 15 exons. The record is from RefSeq and is a predicted model, not a curated record.
AUCGUUAAUAGUGUGAUUUGGCUUUAAAGCAAUAUCCUGAUUGGUCUUUCAACUGAAGUUUGCGUUCUAUGUAUGUGGUUACAGCAGUUCGUGUGCGAAAGCUUCUUCGAUGUUGCAUUAACCAUUACUUAACCGAACUUUCCAGCAAUAUUGUCGCGAAGCGACUAUCUUAAGCGCGAGGGCGGUCCCGGCACGCGGAGUUGUACCUGAGAAUUUUCAGGUCGUUCGUGUGGGAAGAAAUGUCAAACGCUAACACGUAAGCGCCGCGUACACACGCUCGAGUCAGAUCGGCCGAUUGAAUUCCCGGAAAGUGCGGAAAUGUAUAACGCGAGAGCGUGAACAGCUUCAUCCCAAAAGAGGUCCAUCUGACGUCGUCUGGCUGCCUCUGUUCUAGCCUUCCGAAUGAAAAAAUGAGCGAACGAGACGACUCACUCGGUGUAUAACAAGGUCUAGCUGGUAGAAAAAAAAAACGAACACUUCUUCGCAGCUCCUCUCUUCACCCUCCCUCCACCCUCUUUUCUCUCUGUCUUUCUUUCUCUCGCUCUGUUGUGUUUUUUUCUCUCGUCCGUCCGAUGACGCGUGCACGAGUACACGCGUUCUCGUGCACACGCGCAAGUUAUCGCGCGAGCACGACGAUGCAGGCGCAUUAUAUGCGCGGCGACAUAGGCGACAGAGCGAGAUAGCGAAUAAUAUUUAUCCGGGCUCAUUCGCAAUCGGCUGACAAUUUUUCCUGCGAGCACGCGCGCGCCAUUGGUAAUUUCGAUUCGUCAUUUGCGUCAUUCGACGACUUGUGCAGUCGAUACACGCUACUCUUUUAGCCGCUUUCUUCCUCCCUCGCUAGUUCCGUGUUUCAAAAAUCCAAGACACGUCAUUGUCGUCGUCGUCGUCGUCGUCAUCGUCGACGUCGACGUCGACUACCUUUAUCCACCCUUCUCUCCCUAAUUUCGACUACGACCGAUAAUUUGAUUUGCUCUCAAAAUAGGCGUGCAGCUGUGUUAAUCCGAAUUAGAACUUUGCUCCCCUGCCCUUCCCCUCUCUUGCCUUUCCUCUCUCUCUCUCUCUCUCUCUCUCUUCCCCUUCUCUUCUCUGGCUGCCGAGCGUCGCAUCGCGGCGCGACGCGCCGCGACUCGCUUGAACUCAACUCGGCUCCACUCGACGGGAACUCAACAGUCGCGACCGGGCUUGUGCACGGAGCACCACGCGCCGCGUCGCCGAGGCGUCCGUCGGGUCUUUCCUCGUAGCCGCGAACAGCGGAGUCGGCGCGGCAGCGGGCGACACGCGCUUGUUCUAACGUUCGCCGUUUCCUUGGCAGGAAGAGAAUGCGGUUUCGCGCAAAUCCGACUGAGAAGAAACCUACGCGCGACUCCCGGAAGAGACGCGCCUCCGCUCAAACUUGAAGAAUCAAUCCGCGACGGAGAAUCGAUCCGCGAGAAGUUGUCUUGAUCGUUUGAUAUUCGUUCGGAUUAUCGUCAUCGUUGUUAUUGUCGUUGUCGCGGAAUCUAUACAAGGACGGCCGAUAGUCACGGCGAGUCCCGCGUCGCUAUUCUUGAAGCGGCCGCAGAAGGGGAGAGAGAAGAAGCCCUCGGCAAGGGUGGACGCUCGUAACGGAUCGGUUGCUUCCUAGUUUGUCCCCCGCGUUGCAGUCAGCGAGCCGAGUAACUCGCCUCGUCUCGCCUUACCGUGCAAUAAAGCACGCGUGGUGAUUCUCGACGACGGACGUAACGUCCACGCGAAGCGACGUUCUCCACGUCGCUUCCAACGGAAGAGAAAACGCAAAUUCGUCGCUCACAUCAGAGCCUCUCGUUCUCCGCUCAGUGUGCCGUUUCUUAGUAGAUCGGCCGUCGCGCGCGACACUAUCACUCGGCCUCUCUCGGGGCUCUCGCUGCGGAGACACCACGUGGGUGUUAUCGGACUGGAUUUGCCCCCGAGAGGUCGUGGUACGUGGGAGCGAUUACGCGAACGAGUUCAUUCAUCGUGCGGAUUCCAGGCUCGCCGGAAGUGACGACGAGCGACGACUUCCUUGCGCGAGUGGUAGCGCGCGCCACGUAGCGCGCGCGCGCGCGCACUGUACCAGUCGGCGAGUGCAUCGUGUGCACGCAUUCGCGCACGCACGCACGCACGCACGCUGGAGUGUGCUCCGCGCGAGAACGCACACGCGGGCGCGCGUGCUGACCUAGAGGAAGCGAAAGGAGAAGAAGAAAGAGGAUGUCGACUCGCCGGACGACCGCGACCGCGGCGUCGUGCGGCGAGAUGCAGCGUCCUGUUGUCGGUCGACGACGGUCAGUGGCUCUUUGAAGGUUUCGCGUUAUCGACGAUGGUCCUAGGAAUCGGUCGAGCGGAUAACGACUAUUCGAGACGACGAAAGGUCGAAGUUGCUUCUGUCUUGGUCGUUGCUCCUCGUCCGGGCGACUCUCCGCGCGAUUAUGCAGCUGAAGAAAGCGAUGCUUAAGAUAUUCGAUCAAUGCCUGCACUUGCGGAGCAUCGAGGAGCCGAGGAUGACGGCGGAGACGGCGGCUCCCUGUGUGCAGGCGGUACAAGGGACGCAGGGCGCCAUGGCGAGCCAAAGCAUGCUGCAACAGGUGCAGGAUGGAAGCAGCGGCAGCGGCGGCGUCAGCGCUUACUAUUCCUCUACGUCUACCUCGACGGUAUACGAUCCGGAGUAUGCUCGUAUGGAGGCUUGGCUCGACGAGCAUCCCGACUUCGUCAAUGAUUACUUCCUCAGGAAAGCGACACGGCAGACCGUGGACAUGUGGCUGGUUUCGCACGCGACGCCUACGUCAUCGUCCAGCAGCUGCGUAGAGCUGUCGAGUCCGACCCAUGGCGCGGCGCCUGGUAACUCGUCUUCUGGUCGAGGUGGCACCGGCGGCUCGGGCGCCACGACGCCGGUACGCAAGAUCUCGGCACACGAGUUUGAGCGAGGCGGUCUGCUGAAGCCGAUCGUCAACACGAUCGACGGCACGCCGACCUUCUUGAGCGUGUCGCCGGGCGACACGGGUCAACCGGCCGGUCCACAAGUCGGAUCCGGCAACUCGAGCCGGCCGCAGAGGCGAUCUAGGCACGAGCUCAGGCAUCUCGACGAGAAAGAUCUCAUCUUCGAGUUGGUCAAAGACAUCUGUCACGAAUUGGACGUGAGAUCGCUGUGCCACAAGAUUCUGCAGAACGUGAGCACGUUGCUGCACGCGGACCGCGGCUCGCUGUUCCUCGUACAGGGCGAGAGAAGCUGCGCCAUGGCGAACGCGCCGCCGUCCUCGCCGAAUCACGAGGCCGCUGAGACCACUGUCGCCGCCGACUCCGGCGCGAACAACUCCGCCGGCGAGAACUCGCGGUGCAACAAUCAGCAGUGUUACUCGAAGACCAGAUGCUUGGUGUCGAAGCUCUUCGACGUUUGCUCGAGAUCUACGUUGCUGGAGAUGGAAAAGAAGGACGAGAUCAAGAUCCCGUGGGGCACCGGCAUUGUCGGCUACGUUGCUGACAGCGGCGAACCCGUCAAUAUACCGGACGCUUACAAGGACUCGAGGUUUAAUCGCGAAAUCGACGCGUUAACGGGAUACCGUACGCGAGCUUUGCUGUGUAUGCCGAUCAAGGACUGCAACGGUGACGUAAUCGGAGUGGCGCAGGUGAUCAACAAACUCGGCGGCGAGGGACAGUUCACCGCGCAAGACGAAAAGGUCUUCGCCGGUUACUUGCAAUUCUGCGGUAUCGGCUUGAGGAACGCACAACUUUACGAGAAAAGCCAGUUAGAAGUGAAGAGAAAUCAGGUUCUACUGGAUCUGGCUAGGAUGAUCUUCGAGGAGCAAAGCACGAUAGAGCACAUGGUUUUCAGGAUCCUCACGCACACGCAGUCGUUGAUUCAGUGCCAACGUGUUCAGGUGCUGCUCGUACACAAAGCUUCGAAGGGAAGUUUCUCGCGCGUCUUCGACUUCGAGGCGAACGAUCUCGCUGGUGAGGAUUCCGAUUCUCGCACUAGUCCGUUCGAGAGUAGAUUUCCUAUUAAUGUCGGCAUCACGGGUUACGUAGCGACAACCGGUGAAACUGUUAACAUACCGAACGCUUACGAAGACCUGCGAUUCGACCCGAUGGUGGACGAUGGCACCGGCUUCAAACAUCGCACGAUUCUCUGCAUGGCCAUCAAGAAUUCCUCCGGCCAAAUAAUCGGUGUCAUUCAACUGAUCAACAAGUUCGACGAUCUACCUUUCACGAAGAACGACGAGAAUUUCGUCGAGGCUUUCGCGAUAUUCUGCGGAAUGGGAAUUCACAAUACGCACAUGUAUGAAAAGGCUGUGAUAGCGAUGGCGAAACAGAGCGUCACUCUGGAAGUACUAAGUUACCAUGCGUCGGCGUCACUGGAAGACGCGCAGAGACUAAAGACCAUAAGAGUUCCGUCGUCAGCGCAUUUUCAACUACACGAUUUCAAAUUUGACGACAAGCACAUGACAGAUGACGACACUCUCUCCGCGUGUCUCAGGAUGUUCCUUGACUUGGACUUUGUCGAGCGGUUUCACAUCGACUACACGGUGCUCUGUCGUUGGUUACUCAGCGUGAAAAAAAACUAUCGAAAUGUUACAUAUCAUAACUGGCGGCACGCUUUCAACGUGGCUCAAAUGAUGUUCGCCAUUUUAACGGCUACGCAAUGGUGGAAGAUCUUCGGUGAGAUCGAGUGUCUCGCACUCAUCAUUGCUUGUCUGUGCCAUGAUCUUGAUCAUCGCGGAACAAACAAUUCCUUUCAGAUCAAAGCCUCUUCGCCAUUGGCACAACUGUACUCGACUUCAACAAUGGAGCACCACCAUUUCGAUCAGUGCCUCAUGAUCCUGAGCAGUCAGGGCAAUCAAAUCCUAUCGAAUCUUUCGCCGGAGGAGUAUUCACGCGUGGUGAAAGUACUCGAAGAAGCGAUACUCUCCACCGAUCUGGCUGUUUACUUCCGGAAACGCGGCGCCUUUCUUACUAUGGCGCGCAGUGGCUCCUACAACUGGGCAUACACCGAUCACCGAGAGCUUCUACGCGGUAUGCUGAUGACAGUUUGCGACUUGGCCGCCAUCACGAAACCCUGGGACGUCGAGAAAAGGGUAGCCGAACUCGUGAGCAGAGAAUUCUUCGAGCAAGGCGACAUAGAGAGGAAAACGCUCAACAUUACACCUAUCGACAUUAUGAAUCGGGAAAAGCAAGACCAACUGCCCAUGAUGCAAGUCGGCUUCAUCGACUCGAUCUGCCUGCCUAUUUAUGAGGCAUUCGCCCAACUGUCGGACAAACUCGUACCACUUGUUGACGGAGUCAGGGAGAAUAAGCGACACUGGUUGGAGAUCGCAGAAACCAAGUGUGAGGCGGAGAACUGCACAAACCACGACAGGACGCCGUCGCCGUCCGUGUCCGAGAACGAGGAGAUCAGCGAACAAGCGGACCAAUAGCCGUCGUGAGAUCGACGUCACUGGCUACUACUACAAUCGAACGCACAAAAUGCAGCUGUGUAACGCCAUCCGCCAGUCUCGUCGAACAAGGAAACACGAGGAAUAGUUAUGCUUACCACGGAGCGCCUCUCUUCGUGGAAAAUGCACUUCCGCUUUCCUCAUCUCGAUCGCCACGGUCUCCGUGUGUUACGAAUACGCACGGAUCAUUUACACAUUAUAUAACGCACUCUAUUACUACUUCAUUUUCGUCAAUUAGACAUUUAUACGAAUUCUACAGAUCUGCUCUGAUCAAACAGACCAAAUAUAUACAAGCUUCUCGCGUCGAACCGUACAUGUUUAAAAUCAAAAUCGUUCUAUAAAUUCGAUACAGGUUGAAAGAAAGCGAAAUGCACGUCGAGCAGACGAUCUCACGGACUGCGAAGAGAAAGGUCUUCGUUCUUUCUCUCUCUUUCUCCCUCCUUCCCUCUUUUUCUUUUUCUGUCUUACCUUGUUCCUGCAUCCUUUUCCUUCCUCUUUAUGCGUUACCUACCCGUUUUCCUAGAAGCUAAACCGAUCAACCUCCAUAUGCUACUAUUGUACCUGAUUGUAUUUGUACAUAUAUUUACUAUGACAGCCUCUCGACGUGAGGAGAGGUGAAGACAGAGAAAGAGAGAAUGAGGACAUGCGUACGGUGAUUCUAUAAAACAUAUUGCACAAUAGUUUUUAACACGACGCAGCUCGGCUCAGCUCGUUGAAGGACGCAAUGGCGCUGCGCGUAAUUAGGUUAUAUGUAUUUGUAUACCAAAGUGUAAAUUUAUAUCAGGAUCGAUCGCGGCUACAAUUAGUCGCCGACAUAGUGAUUUGAACGGUCUGUAACGUGCGUGCUAAUUAAUUAGCCUAUUGAUUAGCGUCACCGCCGCGGCAGACAUAGUACCUGCAAGCUUCUCAGUUGCUUUCUGUCUUUGCUUUUCUGUUUCCAAGACGUCGUAGAUUCUUCGGAUCAAUUGUGACCUGAACGAGUCGGUCGUUUUCGUCUUCGCAUGGAGCUGUUGUAUCGCUGGACAAAUAUAAUGGAUAAUCGCGAAACAACAGUUAAUACGUUCUCAGCAACAAGAGAAGCCACCGUCUUCAUUAUCUUACCUUUGACACGCAGAUCGCAAAAAACUAUAUAUAUAUAUACACACACACACACACACUCGGAGGUUUAGAAUAUCUCUUCCCCUUUUUUUUGUUGUAUCGUAGUAACUACUUUCGUUGGUUUUCUCUGUAAUAAUUCGUGUACAUAACACAAUCUACGUUAAAGCCCAACAUUACAUUCGUUAACACCACAGAAACAAGCAUAUCAUUAGAUAAUCGCCGCAAUGGGGUAGUAUAGUUCUCGUAUUUCCGAUAUCAUAUCACAUACGGAAAGUGAAAUCGGCGUGCUCGCUCGAGGACAACCGGUAGAUUCGUCCUGAAAGGAGGGGAGGGGGUGCAUAUACCGCGGCUCUGAGAAGACGAAGACAGUUAGGCACUUAGUGAUCGCACGUGUGAUCGUUACUUAUAAUUAUAGAGCGCGUGACUUCCUCUAUGUUCCUUUUAAUCUUGCAACCUUCGAAGUGAUCUUCUGUUUUUUUUUUUUUUCCUUUUUAAUCUUAAUGUCGAUUCUCUCCGAGCGGUACUUGGUUCCGCGUCGGCAGGUAGUCAUCCGUCGGGACGCGGGACAAAGUGUAGCGAAGAUGUUGACGAGUGUGAUAAAAGUUUCUUGAUGUGUGAGUGCAGGUGAGUGACUGUACGCGCGAGUAUGAGUGACUGAAAGGGAAACGCGAGAAUGAUCAUUGUACAUUAUUUUUAUUCCUCUUUUUUGUGUAAAUUAUAUCGUGAAACGCGCUGUACGUAUGGCGUAUUCAUCGUUUAUAACGGUGACAGCGAGAGUCAUAUAUUCUACGAAUAAUAUCUAAUAUAUUAAAGCGAAGAAUAAAUUAUGAAUAUGAGAAUAUGGAGUCAUAGUUCCCCGAUGCUUACUCAUCCACGAUUAAAUCAGAUUAAGCACUUGAUCAAAGAAGAAAAAAAGGAGAAGCUCGCUCAUUCGCGUUUGCACCAAUGUCACGUAUAUGUGUGUGUAUGUGUGACAGCAAAAACAUUUCUUCUUCCAUAUUUCAUUAUCAAAUUAAGUUUGUUUUACACAA